Molecule: messenger RNA, 1971 nt
Organism: Rotaria socialis
Lineage: Eukaryota; Metazoa; Rotifera; Eurotatoria; Philodinida; Philodinidae
Source: the annotation of a GenBank genome assembly
AUGGUUUCUAGAGACUUCAUACAUCAUAAUACAGACCGUGACACAGAAGCUCCACAGACCAUCAGUGACCGUGAUAGACGAAUUUCAGAAAAGAAGUUUCAUCAGAUAUUGUCCAAAGAAAAAAUACGUGCUGUUUGUAAUAAUGAAAAUCAUCUUUUAGUUAAACUAACAGAAGAUGUUGCAUUAUGCAAUAGUACAAAUUUUAAAUUUAACAUAUCAAUAGCAAGUCGAUCAACAAAAGAUCUCACACGUCAAUCAGCUAAAUUUAUGUGGUACCAAUAUCUGGUGGAAAUUCUUGUUGCUGUGCCCGAAAUAUCAAAAGCCAAAGAUGAUCUACUUGAAUUUUGUCGUUCGAACUAUGCUGAAAAUCGAACUGAACUGGAUAAAAUACUCGAAUUUGAAAAGACUUAUAAUUCAGAAUUUGCUAUUAAAUGGUAUACGCGUGAUUCAUUUUUAUAUCGUCUUAUUAACAAAGUCUUACGGCAAGAAGAUGUUGAUGAUAUGUAUAAAAUUCGUCUUAUUUUAUCCGAUAUUCACACACAACUUGUUGAAUUACAUGGAGAUUUUUUGAGCAGAUUACUUGAAUUGAAUUUCUUUCCAUAUUGCCUUACUACUUAUCGAGGUCAAUUCAUGUCUGCACGAGAAUUAGAUCAAUUGAAAGGAAAUAUCGGUCGUUUUAUUUCAACAAAUAGUUUUCUUUCAACAACGUCUGAUAGAGAUCUUUCAUUGAUAUUCAGCGGGCAAGGACAACAACGACCUCAAUUAGAAUCAACUUUGUUUGAAAUAACGAUUGAAACAAAUGCAUGUGAAACAGCAUUUGCUGAUAUUGGACAUAUCAGUUGGAUGCAAAGCGAAAACGAAAUUUUGAUAACACUUGGCGCUAUUUUUCAUAUCGACUCAGUAAAUGAAGAUGAUAAUGUAUGGAUUAUAAAAUUGACCCUAUGUAAUCAGAAGAGUGAAGGCAUCGAACAAUUGACCGAUUAUUUUCCUGAUAUAAAAGAUGAUGCACCUGAUUUAUUUACAUUUGUAAAGUUCUUGUCUAGUACAGGCGAUUAUGUAAGAGCAACAGAAGUUUGUCGUCGACUUAUUUCUUCUACUUCACCUACUGAUACACGAAUGCCAAUGCUUUGGAAUCUUUUAGCUAAAUGUCUCUGUUAUCAAGGAUAUCAAAAUUUACCAGAAAUUAUGAAUUAUUAUAAUCAAGGUUUAGAACUCAUUCCAACCGAAGCAUCUUCUUAUCCAAUGCAUAUAGACAUGUUAAUUCGAGUAGCGGAUUCUCUUGUAAACAAGCUAAAGUACAAAGAAGUCAUGCCAAUAGUGAAUCAAAUAGAAACAUUGAUCAAGCAAGAUAUAGAAGAACGUGGAUUUCAAAAUGAACAUAUUAUGCAGAUAGGUCAUGUUACUAUGAUUGCUGGAAUGGUUUGUGAUAUAAUCGGAGACUAUUCAAAUGCUUGUGAACAUUUUCAGUUUGUUGAAAACCUUUAUUUUAAGUAUUUACCUGUUGAAUAUGAAAGAUUAGGUGACAUUCUUUUUCAUAAGAGUCUUGCACAAUCUGGUAGUAAAGGAGAUACUAUAGAAUCAUUGGAAGCAAUGCAACAAGCAUUGAAACUUCAUAUAGCUUCCUUGCCUCCAAACCAUCCGGCAAUUGCCGCUGAUUAUAACAUAAUUGCAUGGAUUUAUUUGCGUCAUUAUGAUAUAGCAAAUGCUCAAAAAGCUUUAGAAAAAUCCAUUGAAGUUCAAUUAAAUGCUGCCUUUCAAAGCCCGAUUCAUCUUGGUAAUACAUACAUGGGUCUUGGAAGUUUAUUACCUGGUGACGAUGGAAUGUCCUAUUUAGAUAAAGCGCAUGAACUUUUUAAAUUACAUUUACUGCCGAAUGAUCGCCAAUUUAUUCAACUCUAUAUCUCUAUGGCAGAGAAUCGUAUGGAAAAGAACGAGAUAGAACAGGCACGAGUUUAUUUAACUGGUUUAUGA